AUGCCACGAGUGAUUGAAUGCACGGCUUACUGCAGCUGCGGGUACUGUUGCAAGUGGGAGUGGGGGCUGAAGCUUCCCGGAAACUUCUAUGUGGGGCUGGUGCCGGGGUGGAUGCCCCUGCGCCUGAGGCGGCGCAAGAAGGGGUGGGUCGACUCUCCCAUUCCGCUCUUCGCCAAAUACUGGACAGACACAACUCUUAAGGGAGGUCCGUACCACGGCUUCACAGCAAACGGCAGAUACCCUGCUCAGUCCCGCCCGCCCAUCCUGUCGCCCCUCUCCCUGUCUCAGUUCCAGAAGAUUCCUGGGCGGCUGCUGCUCUUCCCCUGGCGCCUGCUUCCCCGGCACGGCACCAUUGCAGCUGACACGGCGCACUACCCGUUUGGCACUCAGAUGUUCAUUCCGGGAUAUGGAUGGGGCAUUGUGGAUGACAAGGGGUCAGCUAUCCGGGGAGCCACGCGCAUAGACCUUUACCACUACUCGCACAACGAGGCCCUACACUGGGGCAGACGGCGAGUCAACGUGCUGGUGGUGCCUCCAGGAGAAAGUGUGAUGGAUCUCCUACAUGUGCCCGGGCCAUUCAAGUUUCUUCUCAAGGGUCUAAAUUGGGCAAGGAAACUUUUGGGCUCUGUGACCCUAUCCGACGUCUACGCCGCGGCGCAGCGCAGGCGGCUCGAGCUCUCCUCCGGAAUUGAGCUACUCGAACGUUGCGAGUCGGGAGCAGGCGGCCCGCUGACAGCGCCGAUGUUCUUCGCCGAGGCGCCGCGCGAUCCGAGCAGCAGCGGCGGAGGCGGCGCAAGCGCAGCGGGACCGGCGGGGGCGGUGGCGGUGGAUCCCGCGCUGAUGGACGGGCUGCGCGUGAAGCUGGCGGAACUGCAGCGCAUGUGCGCGGAUAUGGGGCAGCUUUGGCGCAACCACGCGAACAAGACGCAACGGGAGCUAUGGCGGAGGCGGGUGGAGGUGAUGGGGGAGGAGGCGGAGGCGCUACGGCUGGCGCUAGACCGGUGCGCGGCCAAGGAGCACAGGCGGCGCAGGGAGGCGCAGGAGCGCGCGGAGCUGCUGGUGGCGCGCGCGGGGGGGCAGGGGGGGCGGAUCCUGAGCGAGGCGGACGCGGAGAUUAGGGACAUGGAGACGGCUAAGCGGGCGGGGCGCGUGUUAGAGGACACGUUGGCGCAGGGGAUUGCGACUCUGUCUCACAUGGCGCAGCAAAGGGAGGUGUUGAAGUGUUUCCCUUGCUACUCUAUCCACGCCCUUCCUUCUUCUCCCUCUCCCCCUUCUUUCCCCUCCUCACAGUCGGCCCAGCGGCGAGCGCUAGACAUGCUCAACUACGUGGGGCUGUCAGACACAGCAAAAAGCCCCCUCCCAAAACCACUCUUCUCUUCAACCCCCCAUCCCCCUUUGCCCUCACAGUCGGCCCAGCGGCGAGCGCUAGACAUGCUCAACUACGUGGGGCUGUCAGACACAGUGCUAAAGAAGAUCAACCGGCAGCAGCUGGUGGACAGGGCCAUCAGCUACGGCGGCAUGCUGCUCACCCUCAUCAUCAUCUUCAUCGUCUGGCGCUGGACUCGUUGA
Closterium sp. Yama58-4 is the source of this 1569-nucleotide messenger RNA. NCBI's taxonomy places the organism in Eukaryota, Viridiplantae, Streptophyta, Zygnematophyceae, Desmidiales, Closteriaceae. The record is from the annotation of a GenBank genome assembly.